This is a messenger RNA of Ramularia collo-cygni, 996 nucleotides long. RefSeq lists its product as uncharacterized. The coding region runs from base 1 to 996 and encodes 331 amino acids. The transcript has a single exon. Lineage: Eukaryota; Fungi; Ascomycota; Dothideomycetes; Mycosphaerellales; Mycosphaerellaceae. The record is from RefSeq and is a predicted model, not a curated record.
AUGUCUUUCAAACAAGACUUCGAGCACAACCUCAACAACGACAUGCAGGGUGAUGGGCAACCGGGUCGUGCACCUACUGAGUUGGAAGACGUGGAAUUGGACGACAAGAAGGCCGCCUUCCCUCAUGAGGAGAUCAACGACAGCAAGGAACAACCACCUCGCUUCUCCACUCUCUAUGGCGUCGCUUCCGCUCCCAAGAAACCAUCUAUGCCAUCGCCUCCACCACCACCGCCACCACCACCUGCUCCUGUAGCAACAUACGAAGACGACUACCACCGUGAAUACUACGGCUCACCACCACGGAGUCGCAAGUCCGGUGUGACAAUCCCCAUGCCACUCUUCAUUGUCCUCGCAAUCACCUUUGCCGUCAUGAGCACCAUCAUCUUCGCCUACACCGUCAUCGGUCUCUACAACAACGCUCCAUCUCGCGUCUUUCCAUGGGCGGGUCCUGGCUCGGCGACUGCGGUCUGCAACCCUGUCGGACAACAACCAGCGAUCAACUUUUCUCCAAAAUUUGUGAUGCCUCAGGCUGGUAAAGCGGUGGUACCUGAAGCUUCUUUCGAGACGGUCACUGUGUCAGCCACACCGUCGACGGUUACUAUCUCUGCGACGCCGUCUACUUCGACUGUCUCUGCGACGCCAUCCACUGUGACGGUUUCCAACAGCUCGACUUCCAGCUCAUCCACUGUGGACCCAUCAGUCGCUGCAUCAGCCAUACUCGGUGUUCUCGGCGGCUUGGGUACGACAUCUGCGACUGGAUCAACCGCCAUCGUGACGGUCAAGCCCACGCAAAGCACAGUCACCAGCGUCGCGCUCGUGACCAAAGAUCCAUCCGGCAACAUCAUCUCUGACAGCAUGGUGACACUCACGUCCACCACUGUCGUUCCGCCUUCAAUCACGUCACGGGCUGAAGCAUCAACACUGGCUGCGGUCACUUCUGCAUCUCCCACUACGGGUUGGUCCGCGGUUUCCUCGGCGUUGGAGAGUGCUGCGUAA